Molecule: messenger RNA, 942 nt
Organism: Bactrocera oleae (olive fruit fly)
Lineage: Eukaryota; Metazoa; Arthropoda; Insecta; Diptera; Tephritidae
Source: RefSeq, a predicted model, not a curated record
GGUGUUAAUUGGUCACUUAUUUCGAUUUGGUUGAUAUUGAUGUUUCUAACUUGUUGAACGACAAAAUGGUCUUCGAUGAUGGUAAAUUCGUGUGGGACAAAUCUUUGUACGCUCGUCAAAUGCGUCUCAAUCACAAACCAUUCCACUACGAUGUCACUGUGGAAUCUGAUAAGGCACAAAGGGUUGUCCUUCGCACCUUCUACGGACCUAAAUUUGACGAAUAUGGACGUAUUAUCUCGCUCAAGGAUAAUCGCAUGAACUUCAUUGAAUUGGAUGAAUUCGUCUAUGAACUAACCGCUGGUGUAAAUGUCAUCAAACGUUCAUCUGAAGACUUUUACUGGACUGUUAAGGAUCGCACUACGUACACUGAAUUGUAUCAAUAUGUGAUGGCUGCUGUGGAUGGUAAAUACGAAUUGCCUUUGAACAUUAGUGAAUCCCACGGUGGAUUCCCAGAUCGUCUGCUCUUACCUAAGGGUAAGGAGUGUGGAUUGCCAGUACAGUUCGUAUUUNUCAUUACUCCAUACGAUGGCUCUGUCGAACACCCCUCGAACAUUGAUGUUAACUACCUAUCUGGCAUUGGUUCCGGACUACGUUACACUGAUAACAAACCAUUCGGCUAUCCAUUCGAUCGUCCCAUCGAUGAAUCCCAAUUCUUCGUGCCCAACAUUUACUUCAAGGAUGUGAGCAUCUAUCACAAUGACACACUAAGACAAUACUAUGAAAACUACAACAACUACGGCCAAUUCGACUACAACUUUUACAACGAGUACUACACCAAAUACUUCAACUAAAUCGAGCUGGCUGUGGAAUAAAGAUAUUGGGUAUUAAUUUCUUAUUUAUACCUAGUAUGUGGGUUUUUAGUUAAUUGUUAGUCAAGCAAACGUAAAUGUAAUAAAAGUUAAUGCAAUCAAUUUCUAUAGCGAUGCAAAUAUAAAAAUAAAA